UGAAGUGAGGUGACUUGGGCAUAACUUCUGCUAGCUGGAGGAAGGUCUAAUUCCCACAGACGUUUAUGGUAGGCUACUAAAUAAAUGUAAAUCAAUAGGGAUUAUCAACAUGAACCAAGCCAACCCCAUACAAGAUUCCAAAGGGAAAAGGAUGCUAUGCAGUCUCUCCCUCUAAGUUGGGGUGGCACAAAAACAGCAACAACAACGCAAUCACGACAUUCGGUUCGAUGACACUGAGUAUAUCAUUGUCCUGCGUAUCCCUAAUUAGUAUCAGUUGCAAGUCUCCUCCUCCCUCUUGAUGACAUCAGCAAUCUCCUAGACCCGGAGCCGGCAGAGCAGCACGGAACCAGCACUCCACUACGUUAUAGCUGGGAAAAGGGCAACGUCCGAAGCCAAUUCCGAAGUUUUGAGUACGUUUUGGGAUGCAGGCAAUAUAUUCAUUUGGCAUUCACAAACGUUCGUAAGAUACAGUGGAGAGCUGCCAAUGAAUGAUUCUCUUAUUUUGAGAUAUGGAACUGUAGACGUGCAUCUGGAACUGGGAGGAUUUGCACCAAAAUGGCAGCCCACCGGAUUAUCAGAGUAUCUAACAGCAACCACAUUCUCCCUCGCUGCAAAUCGGAGGGCACACUCAUCGACCUCAGCGAGGGGCUGUCUGAAGCCAGCCUCACAGAUGUCAAAGUGCCUUCUCCGAGUGCCUUACGGUUGGACAGCUCAGCCUCUUUUGGAACUGCUCAUGAAGUGGUUGCCAUAAAGGACUAUUGCCCAUCUAGUUUAACCACGUUAAAGUUUUCCAAAGGUGACCGCCUUUAUGUGCUGGACACGUCAGGGGGCGAAUGGUGGUAUGCUCACAACAACACGGAGAUGGGAUACAUUCCCUCAGCCUAUGUCCAGCCCCUCCAGGGCAGAAACUCUUCGCUGAGUGACAGCGGAAUGAUAGACCAUUCAGGCGAGGGUAUGGAGGAAGGGGCUAAGGAGCUAGAUCUUCUGGGGGAGUGGACAGGCGUGUCCGCUAAGAACACGCCUUAUUCGCCUUCUUAUAGCAGCAACCCCUUCUCCCUCCGCACAUCUUCCACCAACCCGUUCGUCGACGGCGCCCAUACACACGGUUCGCUUGACCACAACUGUAACGAGAGGGGGAGGUCCACAGACCUGCUUUUCUUUGACGCCCUGACCUCCCCGGCCUCCCCCUUGACCCCCCACUCUACCUCAAACACCACCAACGGUUUCAGUAGCUACAACAUCUUUGACAUGAUGACGCCCACCAGUCCCGACCAGGACUUCCAGGUCCUGCAUACACUGCGCAGGGACAACCCGUUCUUUCGAAGCAAGAGGUCCUACAGUUUAUCAGAACUGUCUGUCCUGCAGACGCAAUCCAAUACGCCUUUGCCUUCUUCCGGUUUCUUCUCCGGCCUUAAAGCUCCCUCGCCGGAGCAGUUCCAGAGCAGGGAGGACUUCAGGACUGCGUGGCUUAAUCAUCGGAAGCUGGCCAGGUCAUGCCAUGACCUGGACUCUCUGGGGCAAAGCCCUGGUUGGGGACAGACUCAGCCUGUGGAGACCAACAUCGUCUGUAAGCUGGACAGUCAGGGAGGGGCUGUACAGCUUCCAGACACCCAGAUCAGCGUCCAUGUCCCUGAUGGCCACGUGGUCCCUGGAGACACCCAACAAAUCUCUAUGAAGGCCCUGCUGGACCCGCCACUGGAGCUGAACAAUGAUCAUUGCUCCACGGUAAGUCCCGUCGUGGAAGUCAAACUGUCCAACAUGGAGACCAAGUCCUUCAUCACACUGGAGAUGACCGUGUCUGUGACGGUUAAGAGGGACAGCGGUCAGGUGGCCGAGUUGCUCUGCGUCCGGAGUGAUUGCAAGGAGGGGCCCUAUGUGAUCAUCCCACAUGCAUACCUAUACCAGGACACAAUACAAGUCCAGCUGGAUAACCUGGAGCCAUGUAUGUAUGUGGCGGUGGUGGUGAAGGCCCAGCACGUCAGUUUUAACACGACAGUAUGGGACCAUGUCUCAAAGAAGGUCACCCUGGGUGUCUAUGGGCCAAAGCACAUCCAUCCUUACUUUAAGACAGUUGUGGCCCUGUUUGGGCACGACUGCGCCCCAAAGACCCUACUUGUCAGUGAGGUGGGGAAACAGGCCCACUCUGCCCCGCCGGUUGCUCUCACACUGUGGGGGAAACAUCAGUUCGUUCUGGGACGACCUCAGGACCUCCAGGUUGGCCUCUACUCGAACAUGUCCAAGUACAUGGUUAAGGCUAGCGAGCAAGCCAGGCUAAUUCGAGGGAUACAGGUCAAACUGGGGAAGGUGAGCAGGCUGAUAUUCAUGAUUUCGUCCCACAACCCUGAGGACAUCUCUGAUUUUACCUUGCGGGUCCAGGUCAAAGACAGCCUGGAAUGUAUCCUGGCGCAGUUCUGUGUCCAAACGCCGCAACCGCCUCCGAAGAGUGGAGCACGGAACACUGGCCAGCGGAAGUUUCUGAAGAAGAAAGAGGUGGUGGGUAAGAUUCUUCUGUCUCCUCUUGCCGUCUCUGCCAAAUAUCCACAUUUUCAAGACCGCUGCAUCACUAAUCUGAAAUUUGGCAAGUUGCUUAAAACUGUUAUCAGGCAAAACAAGAGCACAUACCUGUUGGAAUACAAGAAGGGAGACGUGAUCGCCUUGCUAAACGAAGAGAAAAUCAAACUUCGAGGACAUCUAUGGACCAAAGAGUGGUAUAUUGGGUAUUAUCAGGGAAAGACAGGUCUUGUUCAUGCGAAAAACGUUCUGGUUUUGGGGAAAGUCAAGCCUAUUUAUUUCUGUGGACCAGACCUUACGACUACCAUGUUAGUGGAACAGAUUCUAAAGCCCUGUAAAUUUCUCACGUACAUUUACGCCUCUGUGAGGACAGUACUUAUGGAGAAUAUAGGAAACUGGAAGGCCUUCGCAGACGCACUGGGAUAUGGGAACUUACCUUUGUCUUAUUUCUGUCGGACUGAACUGGAUAACGAGCCAGAGAGGGUUGCAUCAGUUCUGGAGAAGCUCAAGGAGGACUGCACUAACAUAGAUAUUAAGGAGAGGAAAUCCUUCCAAAAAGAACUGAUGACGGCCCUGUUGAAGAUGGACUGCCAGGGUCUGGUGGCCCGGUUGAUUAUGGACUUUGUCCUGCUGACCGCGGCCGUGGAGGUGGCUCCGCGUUGGAGGGAGCUCGCUGAGAAGCUGGCCCGGGUGUCCAAGCAGCAGAUGGAGCAAUACGAGGCGCCGCACAGGGACAAGAAUGGCGUCGUGGACAAUGAGUCCAUGUGGAAGCCGGCCUAUGACUUCCUGCUGACGUGGGCAGCCCAGAUCGGGGACAGCUACAGGGACGUGAUCCAGGAGCUACAUCUGGGGCUGGACCGGAUGAAGAACCCCAUCACCAAACGCUGGAAACACCUGACAGGAACACUCAUCCUAGUCAACAGCCUGGAUACCUUACGGAGCUCCGCCUUCAGCCCAAUAGCACAGGGGGACUGCGCUAUCUAAAUCUGGUGAAUCCUAACUUCUACUGGUGUCACAUUUUCACUAAGGGGUUUGUAUUGACGUUUGGUACGUUUGAGGCUACAUUGAAAAAUGUGCCCUAUUCUCUGAACAAUGGAGCUGGUAUUUUGAAUAGAGCCUGGCAAAAGUACACUCAAAAAUCAAGGACACCAAAGGGUGCAUCCCUACAUAGAAGCCUUCCUAUUACAAUGACAGCCGAAAAAGUAAUUUUGGAAAGAUUUUUCCCUGCUGUGUACACUCUCUUAUUGGUUUCAAGGAGAACCAUUAUUGUUUUUUAGUUUAACCUUUUAGUUCCAGGUACAACCACUUUGGGCUCCAGGGAGAACAUGGGUUUGACAUGGAACCCAAAACGCUUCUGCCUGCAACAAAAUAAAAUGAUUCUCCCUGGAAACGAAAAAAAAACCUUCCCCCACAGGGACUUAAGAACUUUUACAGUUUUUACGUAUUUUUUUUUUAUUGUAAACUCUUGAAAAAUAGGUUUCAAAAGGAUUAGCAGUUGUUUUGGUAGAACCCCAUAAAGCACGCUGGCAAGGUAUUCUGAUGGUGUAUAUAGGUAGUAGCGUGCCAUUUUGAAUGCACCCAGUUUGUCUUGGAGCCUGGCAGGAUUUACCAGGACGAUGAGCUCUCAGGUUGACCACUCACCAGACUGUGACCAUCGCUGUUAAACCACUAACAUUCAACCCUGACCCUGAUCCCCUCCUCUUGCACAGCCCUGCCAUGGUUUGUUCACGUUCUACCUGGUAACCAGUACUUUACACAGAAUACACAGUACUGGAAACACUAAACACUCUCACUGGAAACUGCAAUAGGCUACUGUUUAGCCAAACUGUGGAUUUGAUUCCAUUACGGUUGAUGUUCCCCUCAUGUUUUAAAGGGUGGUUUUAAUUUCAGCGGUGUCUCUUGCUACAGUAUGUAUUUUUUCUACAGAAAGUGGCAUAACAGCAUCUUUUUGACUUUUUUCACAAAAUUUCAUUUUUUUCCUAAAGAAAAUAUGUCUAUAUUACUUUUUCGGGUUGAUAUUUGUACUUUAUACUUGCCAAAACCUUUAGGCAGUAGCCUAGUUUCAAGUUUAGCGUUCUACAGAUUUGGUUUCAUCUAGGUUCAUUUCAGCAAGAAAAAUGCGUGCCACAAAAAUAUGAAUAAUUAUUACCUUGUGUAUAAAACCAGGAUAUUUUCUCUGUUAUCUGAAAGUUUAAAUGCAGUAUUAAAGUACCUCAAAACGUAGCCUCUAGUUCAAUUGUUUAGCCGGCAGUAACUGAAUGAAUAAUCAUUUUUUUUAAAUGUAAUUGGCUGUGAUUUUUUUAAUGGUUCGUCUUUACCUGUUUGGGGAAAAUGCAAUUUUAAAGGUUGUGAAGUGAGGAAGCUUUUUUUCUCUUGAUUUGAUCACAAAUUUAUUUUGGUUGCUGUGUUUAGCAUUUUCAAUGAUUCGCCUAUCAAUCAAAAACUAUAAUCUUUAUACAUUCUUUAUUUUCACAUGAGGUACUGUAUGUUGUCCGUGGAAGAGUUACAUUAUGUAUGUUUUGUGAAUGCCGAUUAAAUGUAAAUAGUGUUGUUUGUGUAGUGAAAUGGUCACACUGGUCUGUGACAGAAGGGAUGGACAGACCGAUGAAUUCUGCACAUCAUUGCCUCUACUAGCUGCCGUCUUUAAGCUGCUAUCGUUCUGGUUCAUACUGACUCAAUAAAAUAUCUGUUGAUUAUUAA
This is a messenger RNA of Esox lucius (northern pike), 5211 nucleotides long. It is a transcript of the gene sh3bp4a, whose product is annotated as SH3-domain binding protein 4a. The coding region runs from base 556 to 3495 and encodes 979 amino acids. The transcript is spliced from 5 exons. Gene Ontology annotation, molecular function: protein binding. Gene Ontology annotation, cellular component: cytoplasm. Lineage: Eukaryota; Metazoa; Chordata; Actinopteri; Esociformes; Esocidae. The record is from RefSeq and is a predicted model, not a curated record.